Messenger RNA from Propithecus coquereli (Coquerel's sifaka), 2889 nucleotides. RefSeq names its product kelch-like family member 24 (gene KLHL24). NCBI's taxonomy places the organism in Eukaryota, Metazoa, Chordata, Mammalia, Primates, Indriidae. The record is from RefSeq and is a predicted model, not a curated record. Bases 121 to 1389 code for a protein of 422 amino acids. The transcript is spliced from 8 exons. Gene Ontology annotation, molecular function: protein binding.
GUGGAAAUUAAAACAACACAAAUUUUGACUGGGGCUUUGGUCAAGCAAAUGCUAAAAAGCCACAUAAAGAAGAUCCCCAACAGUCAUUUCUCAACAAUUAUAUAGUCAACUGAUGUAACAAUGGUACUAAUAUUGGGACGCAGACUAAACAGAGAGGAUCUUGGGACUUUUGAGGAUGUAUCCCAGCAUGAAGAAUUUCUUGAGCUUGGCAAAGAUGAACUUAUUGAUUAUAUUUGUAGCGAUGAACUCGUAAUUGGUAAAGAGGAGAUGGUUUUUGAAGCCGUCAUGCGUUGGGUUUAUCGUGCUGUUGAUCUAAGAAGACCACUGUUACAUGAGCUCCUGACCCAUGUGAGACUCCCUCUGUUGCAUCCCAACUACUUUGUUCAAACAGUUGAAGUGGACCAAUUGAUCCAGAAUUCUCCUGAGUGUUAUCAGUUAUUGCAUGAAGCAAGACGGUACCACAUACUUGGGAAUGAGAUGAUGUCCCCAAGGACUAGGCCACGCAGGUCCACUGGCUAUUCUGAGGUGAUAGUUGUCGUUGGAGGAUGUGAACGAGUUGGAGGAUUUAAUCUUCCGUACACUGAGUGCUAUGAUCCUGUAACAGGAGAAUGGAAAUCUUUGGCUAAGCUUCCAGAAUUUACAAAAUCAGAAUAUGCAGUGUGUGCACUAAGAAAUGACAUUCUUGUUUCAGGUGGAAGAAUCAAUAGCCGUGAUGUCUGGAUUUAUAACUCACAGUUAAAUAUUUGGAUCAGAGUUGCCUCUCUAAACAAAGGCAGAUGGCGUCACAAAAUGGCUGUCCUCCUUGGUAAAGUGUAUGUUGUUGGAGGCUACGAUGGGCAAAACAGACUUAGCAGCGUAGAAUGUUACGAUUCCUUUUCAAAUCGAUGGACUGAAGUUGCUCCUCUUAAGGAAGCAGUGAGUUCUCCUGCAGUGACUAGCUGUGUAGGCAAAUUGUUUGUGAUUGGUGGAGGACCUGAUGAUAAUACUUGUUCUGAUAAGGUUCAAUCUUAUGAUCCAGAAACCAAUUCUUGGCUACUUCGUGCAGCUAUUCCAAUUGCCAAGAGAUGUAUAACAGCCGUAUCCCUUAACAACCUGAUAUAUGUUGCUGGUGGACUGACAAAGGCAAUAUACUGUUACGAUCCAGUUGAAGAUUACUGGAUGCAUGUACAGAAUACAUUCAGCCGACAGGAAAACUGUGGUAUGUCUGUGUGUAAUGGUAAAAUAUAUAUCCUGGGUGGAAGACGGGAAAAUGGAGAAGCCACAGACACUAUUCUCUGUUAUGAUCCUGCAACAAGUAUCAUCACAGGGGUAGCUGCAAUGCCCAGGCCAGUGUCCUAUCAUGGUUGUGUGACUAUUCAUAGAUACAAUGAGAAAUGCUUUAAGCUCUGAAGCCCGGAUACCUCACCCAAGAAGCCACACCGAUCCAAGACGAGAUGUUUUUAAAACUCCGGAGUGGGAACUUACCUCCUUUGUACCAUAUGCAAAAAAUAGUAAAAAAUAACAAUUUGGUGCCUUUCUCCCCCAAAUAUCAGUCUUUCAAACUGUAAUAAAGCCUUUCCUAUAAUAGAAAAAAGAAUUCUUUUUGUUAAAGGUAACAGUGGUUGUGGUGGUUGUUGCUUGGCCUUUGAGAGUGUACCUUUUUAAGUAUUUGUAAGAAGCCUAUGUGGAGUAGAAAAUAAUGUCUGCAUACCUUUUAGGAACCUGUGAAUAGUCUCUUCAUUUAUGUAUGUUUAUCUGCAAGACUGUAUAUUCCUUAUUUUGUCAUAUAUGUAGAGAAAAUUGCAUGACUUGAGGCUUCAUUUAGGUUGAAUCACCUAAUGUUCAGAAUGCAUUCUAAGGGGGAAAAAAUCAGUUUUAAAAAUUUUUGUCACUCACAAAGUAUAUCCAAACUGAUUAAUUUUAUUGAAGGUUUUUUUUUUUCCCCUGUAAUUGAUAAAAAUAUAAUGACAACAAUUCACGUAUUGUAAAAUACUAAUUAUUGUAACUUUAUUCUUAGAAUUGCUGUCUAUUAAACAUGUUUUGCAGGGCGGAGCCGGUAGGUAGAAGAUACAAAAAAAUAAGUUCUCCUAAAAGGGGGAUUUACAUUACAGGUUAAUUCCUCAGAAAAAAUUAAAUAACCAUUGAAGAAAAAAUGACCCAUUGUGGCUCUCAAAGUAUUCAUGCAUCAUCUCUAAAUCCUCUAAGGAAGCUCCUUUUCUUGAAUCUGACAAUGAGUUGAAAUCCAUUUUGCAAUAUUGUCUUGUGAAAAACAAGGACAGGUUUUCUCCCCAGCCCAGUGGGGUUUGGUCUCAUUAGUAUGAUGUUUUGGGUGAGGACCUUUUCCUUGGGUUAUUUCCUUGGGCUAUUUUCUUGUGAACAGCUAAAGAUCCUGAGAGUCUCUACUGUUAAGGUACCUUUAAUAGGAUAAAGCAGGGACCAGCUAUCUCAGUGGGUCCAUUUUUCUUUUAAAGUUAGCUGUCUGAAAAAAACUUAGCAGUAGUUCCCAUCUUCUAAGAUAAGUCUUUCAUUUGGUACCCAUUGUGUAAAACAUUGAUCAACAUUUUCAAGCUUCUAUACAACAAACUGCUUUUGUCUAAAUUUCUCAACUCCAGUUUAUAAAGCUUAUCAAUUUUCAGGGGCAAAUGUAAAAUUUUUUUCUAAGACAGAUAGAUAUGGCAGGAACUAUAGCAUAAGUGACUAUCAUGAUUCUGGGUGGACACCUAAUAAUUUUCAACAUUUUAGGGAUGUUCCAGGUAGCUUGCUCUAUUUUGACUUCCCAGUCACUAUUGUCUCUCACAUUAUAAUUGUAUAUUCCUUGUCAUAGGAGAGAUGAUGCAAAUAUGUGAUUAUAGUGUUGCCAGAUUUCUGUUAAAACCAAGAUUGUAAUCAAAAACCUAACAUUAGUAAACU